UUGAUGUAUAUUAAAAACUAUUUGGUAUGGCAUUUAUUUGUAUAUUGCCAUCGACAAAAUCAACAAUCCAUCACACAUAAACUAUAUGUCCUUUCGCACAUUUACGAUUGGAAAUCGUAACGGGAUCGUUUGUGAUAAGCACCGAGUGUUUGUUUUUACGUUGUUCUUCUGUGUUAUUUGAUCAUAAUAUUUAUCAUUCAACUAUUUGCAUAUGCUGCCGCAGCUGCGAUAAAUAGAGAAAUAGUUUUAUUUUUAAAUACAGUAUUCCAGAGAAAAUACUGUUAAAUGUGUUUGAAAUGUUCAAAUUGUAAAAAAUCCGUCCAAGUUUAUAUACAUAAGCCAAGAAACUUGGUCGAAAGAAAAAAAAGGUGAAAAAUUGAAGAAGCGAACUAAAGUGAUUUAAGUGGUGCACUAGAAAGAAUAUCGAAAAGAACCAAGUGAAGAAAAAAAUGAAGGAAAAAAUCAAUGAUAAUUGAAACUUCGAGUGGCGCAAUGCAUGUAUAGAAAAAAAGCCAUUGAAACGAUAGAACCGAAAGAAACAACACAACAGAAAACACACACUCGAAACAUUGGUGCUCUUUGAAAUUGGAGUGAAUACACUUUAGUGUAUUUUUCUUUUCUUCCGUGAAUACGAUACAGAGUAUUUGUAUGCUACAUUUGGUUUACAUUUGUACAUUCUUUGAUUCGCUGGCGCUUGAAGAAAAAAAAAUUGGCACGUUCUUAGUAAAAGAGCUUAUGUCAUUUGUUCAUUGAAAGAAAUAAAAAACACUGAAAAGUUUAUCGCUUUUCUCAGGCAUAUCUUUAUCACCACUGACUCUUUGCGAGUUUUUAAAACUAUCAAAAGUUUUGAUAUGAAUUUUUAAAAGUUUUGUGCUGAAGAUUGAAAAAAAAGUGGAAAAUCAAACGAAUUUAUUUUUUCACUCGACAUGAAGACAAAGUUGAUUUCUAUGGUGUGGCGCGGAUGUGCGUCGGUUGAUCCACGAUUUUCGGCUGCAAUGUUGCCAUGGACUCUUACGGAUAUCUAUAGUCGUGAACAAUAUUCAAAUCUGUCGAUUGGCAUAGAACAUGGUGUGCUUGAAACGUAUAAUGAAGAUUUUGAGCUCCAGUUUACGCAUCAAUUAAAAUAUAUUGUGGGCAUUUGUAAGAUAGCAACCGCUCAAAAUGCAUUGAAUUGCAAAAGUAAGCUGACCGAAUUCAUAACAUUCCCAAAUCGAAGACCGCAAUCGACAAUAAUCGACGAAGUGAACACCAAGGCCGGCGUUCAUGGCAUUGUUUAUUUAUUGAAAAAUCCUCGUGAUCCAUUGUUGCAUGUAUUUCUAUUCGAAAGCCCAUGCUUAGAACAGAUCAAUAAUUUAAUGCAUCAGAUGCGAGAUUCGCCACAACCAUUAGGUGGAUCAGUUGGUUCUAUUCCGUCAACAUUUAUUGGACGAGCAUCAUCCAGUAGUGGUGAUUUGCAAACACUUCAAAAAUCAUUAAAUGUGCAUGGCGUUCAUUCGACACCAGCAUCAAAUUUAAAAUUCUCCGAAUCGGUUCGAAAUGCACAGCACGAUGGCAGCCCAUCAAUAGUAUCGACACGGAAAAUGCAAACAUCUCGGAGUUAUUCGCAUGAUUUAAGAAGUCACAUAGAUAACAACAGUAAUUUAAGCAAAAGUGGAAAUUCAUCGACAAACAGUAGCAACAACAAUUUAACCAUGCCAGACAUAUCGCCAAGCAGUUCACAAUUCUUUGAGGUGAUGUACGUUGGGAAGAUUAAAGUCUCCCAUAAACGCGUACCAUUUUCAUUUAUCGACGAUGCACUUCCAAAAUUCAAGGCAUACGACACACAACGCAUUAAAUUAUUACAAGCACACAUUGCACAACAACAGAGAUCGGAAGCUGACCAAGAUGAUGAUACAGAUAAUGUCCCAAUGAAUGGGCAGAGAAGCAACGGUCUUUUAUUGCCACAAAGCUCGAGUCAGUUAGCACCACAUGACGAAACACAUGAAGAACAUGAACAAGAUGAUGACGAAACUGCCUCUAAAGCAUCGAAUGAAUCAAAAAAAUCAUUCAACGAAAGAGUGAUCGACACACAGUAUGAAAAUGACAAAGAUGACUCGGACGCACCGACUAAAAAUCAACUGCUUCGACGAAAAAGUGUUGCGCCAGCUCUUCAUAGCACAUUAAAAGACGAAACAAAUGCGCCGUCAACUUGUUUCGAAAAAAGUGAAACUGAAAUUGAUAGCGUUAAAAAUACAAAUGACGAAGUUCAAGGCGAUAUGACGCCAAAACGACGAGAUCGUUCGGCUUCAAUUGGUUCAAUACCACAAUUCGAUCAGAAUCGGACGAUGGUUUUGUUGGUUGGAAAGGAAGAUAUUCGUCUGAUUAGUCCCGAUCGCAAGCAGGUGCUUUUGUAUAAAGAUAUGAAAGAUGUGGCCAGUAUUUCACAGGGUCACAAAAACUCGGAUCACUUUGGUAUUAUAAUUCGAGAUUCACGAAAUGAAGCCACUGCAAACGGUGGCCAUGGAUAUAUUGGAUACGUGUUCAAAUGUCAAUCGGAUACAGUCGCCGAUGAUAUUCUAACGGCAAUUCAGCAAUCAUUCAUUUCGCAUUCGGAGAGCAAGAAAAAUCGCAAUAAAAAUCAAGUGUUUUCAUGUGAACACUGUCCAAUGCUAUGGUAUCACAAAUUGUGCACCGACGUUGAAGGUUUGAAUGACAAGAAAACACAAACAUUGAUUUUUCGUCGUAUCGAACAAUUGCCGGAAGAUGAACAGGAUAUCAUUUUUGCAAAAUAUUAUGGUGCCGAAGAAAUCGCCGAUCAUUCAUUAGCUGAACAAAAUCAAUUUUUAAUGAUGCUAUUGCGUGCACAUAGCGAAUCACGUCAACAGCGACAUGUCCACGAUACGGCUGAAAAUCGAACGGAAUUUUUAAAUCAGUAUUUAGGCGGUAGCACCAUAUUUAUGAAGGCAAAACGAUCAUUGACCAGCUCUUUUGAUCAUUUGCUGAAACGGAAAAAUAGCAAAGAUGAAGUUGCGGUAGCCCAAAAGGAAACAAAAGCAAAGGAGGUCAAAAUUUCAUCAAACAAUAGUGAACACAGCUAUAAGAAGAGCGAUGAGGAAGUAGACGGACCAAGUGUUUCACGCCCUAGAAACGGUUCAAUCGACCUUUCAGGCGCACCUAAACUCUUUAAAGAAGAACCAAAAUCACCGAUGAUGGAUAUAUUUAUGAAAGUUGGUAAUAGUCCAAAAGAAUCGAGCAAAACGGGUUCAUGGCGACAAGAGAUGUUACAACGUGUCGUUACACCAUCGAAGAAUGCGAAUGACGCCGAUAAUCUGAUGUCACCGCUUCGAGUACGAAAUCGUCAACCGAUCCAUAUGAAAAAGCGCACUAAAGAUGAUUAUCGUGAAUUGUGGAAAACUGCAAUUCGUCAAACAAUUCUGUUGAUUCGCAUGGAAAAAGAGAAUGAACGUCUCCAAGCACGUAAAGAUGAACACGAACGGAAAAAAAUAAAAUUGGAUUAUGAUGAAAUAUUGCCGGCCGAAAAGGAUGCUGUACAUCGUUGGGACGUUUUUAUUGGAAAAGAACUCAAUGUGGCCGGUGUUGUGGCUCAUAAAUGUGAUCCAAAAGUGAUUUUACAAGCAAUCAAAGCUGGAGUACCUCGUUCAAUUCGUGGAGAAGUUUGGAAUUUCUUGGCCGAACAAUUUAUGCUGACCACCGCACCAGUUGACACAAAAAAAUUCCCAAAUUACAAUACGCCUUACAGUGUUCUAUUGAAGAGUCUAACCGAACACCAACAUCCCAGAAUCAUAGUUACUUAUUACAAUUAUACUCAAUACAUGUCACAAAAUCGGAAUGUACCAGCUGGUCAUUUCAAAUUAAUAGCUCAAUGA
Messenger RNA from Contarinia nasturtii (swede midge), 3866 nucleotides. Its product is annotated as TBC1 domain family member 1-like. The transcript has 9 exons. Bases 927 to 3866 code for a protein of 979 amino acids. The record is from RefSeq and is a predicted model, not a curated record. NCBI's taxonomy places the organism in Eukaryota, Metazoa, Arthropoda, Insecta, Diptera, Cecidomyiidae.